CUCAGACCACAGUCAUGUGACAGAUGUUUUUGUUGAGUCGCUUCCGCAUUGACUGAGUGUUUUCGCCGUAUCAUGUGGGUGUCAGACACCCAAACUAACGGGGUCAGGGGUUAAAAUAUCCAAACCGACUCUUCCAAAAUAUCUAACAGAAGACUGAGGACACACUGCCGCUAAAGAGACUCUUCCAGGGCGUUUUUUAAAGCGAGGGCCCGGUGACGGCGAUGGCGGACGGGGAACGGUCACCGUUGCUGUCCGAGCAGCACGAUGGGACCAACGGCUUCUCUCCCGGGCAAAGCUCGCAUGGAUAUCCGCCUAAACCUCGGAGUUUAGCACCGUUCCCCAGUUCAGUGGCCCCCGGAGAGCCUCCGCCUCCGUACUCCCCGCAGGGCAGCCCGGACAGCAGCAGCGCUCCGGUCAUCAGCUGCCGGGUCUGUCAAAGCGCCAUCUCUGUGGAGGGCAAAACCCACCAGCAUGUGGUGAAGUGCAGCAUCUGCAACGAAGCUACGCCAAUUAAAAACGCCCCUGUUGGGAAGAAGUACGUCCGCUGUCCGUGCAAUUGUCUUCUGAUCUGCAAAGUCACGUCGCAGAGGAUCGCCUGUCCAAGGCCUUACUGUAAACGCAUCAUCAACCUGGGACCGGUCCACAUUGGCCGGGACAGUCCUGAGCCACAGCAUCAACCCGUCGGAAUCAGAGUCAUCUGUGGACACUGUGCCAAUACAUUUCUGUGGACAGAAUUCUCAGACCGGACCUUGGCCCGAUGUCCACAUUGCCGGAAAGUCUCUUCGAUUGGUCGGCGGUAUCCCAGGAGGAGGAGCUGGCUGUGUUUCCUGCUCUUUGUCGUUUUUGCAGCCUCCACGGCUGGUCUUGUGGUUGGUACAUGGAAGCCAGCCAUGAACUCGAAGGGGAUCUAUGCGUCCUGGGUGCUGCUGAUUCUGCUUGCUCUGUUCACCUUGUUACGGACCAUCUAUUGGAGGUGUCUGAAAAUCAGCGAUCCCAUAUCCAGUAUCACGUAAAGACAGAGCGACUGAAAAGGCGAGAGGAAGGAGGUGAGAAGUUGACGUGGAGGUCAAAAGAAAAAACAGUCAAUUAUCCACAACCACUCUUGCUGAAGUGAAAAAAAUAAAAAUACCAUGAAGGGGAGAUUGAAGGAUUUCAAGAUAUAUAUAUAUAUGAUAAAAGUAAGGUAAAUCAACAUGUUUAAAAUACAACAUAUAUUAUGGAUUAGAAAUAUAACAGUAAUCCAAGAACUACAUGUCAUUUAUUGUUUGUCAUUGUCUUUCUCAUCACAAAGUGUUCAUAAACACAUUUGAAGAAAAUUACAGGGAAAUGGAAUAAAAGAUCAGACGUGUUCCACUGUGUUGGAUUUACAAUAUGCUUUAAAAAAAUAUUUCCCAUAUUUAAUCUUUACUUUCUUUUUGUGUGUGUGCCUCUAAAUCUUGCGGGACUUCAAUGGUUCCGUCAGAAAUUGUUGAAUAAAAUGAAGAGCAUCCUCUGCUCAGCUGUUAACUUCAGCUUGGAAUGAACACAGGGAGGACAGUGCCUGUCUGCUGACCGCUCAAACCAAAAUGCGAGAAACUGAGCACAUUAGGCACAAAAAACAAGAUGUUGGACUUUUUUUUUCCUUUUUCAAAGUUAGCUAUGCUUUUUUUUCCUCUUUUUUUAGAAACCACCAACAUUCUGUUAUUCAAUUAGAACUUCAUCUGACACAUAACAGAAGUAAAUCUGACUUCCCUUUUUUAAGCAGUUACUUGGGAGGGUUUGCUUUUCACUUUCAGCUGAAUAAACUGAAAGACUCUAAUGCCACGUGUGGACGUGUGUACAAUGACCAAGUUAUAUCCAGCUGCAGCUUUGCUUUGCACAAACACUUGAAAUAACAUCAUCGCGCUGUUCUUUAAGUGGGUUUUAUGAACAUUUGUUUUCAGCGGGUUUUGGACAGCGCUAAGCUAGGCGCUCCAGACACAAUACUGGUGAAAUCUUUUUGGGGUACCCUAUAAGCAUUAUGGGUCUGCUGGCACAACAGAUGCUUAAAAGAUGGCCAAGUAGUAUGGAAGGCAAACGUAACAUGUCACUAUCUCAGAGCAACAAGCAUCCAGAAUACCUCGUGGAGCCUGAUCGAACAUCAAUAAAACUCAUGCAUGAAAAGAAGCACAUUGGUUUUGUUUAGAAGGCAUUGUUUAUUGAAAAAGACUUUUUGACAGAUUGUGAAGAUGAACUAUGCUGUAAAACUUCUGUUUCAACUGAAAGGUCUUUGUUCUGUAUGGAAGGUGUGAUUUAAAAUGGAACGUUUGAGUACACAAUACAUGUAAAAUGCCACUGUAUGAACUAAAUAACAAGUGGAAGUUUGUAGAAAGCAUAAAUAUUCAGCUCUGAGGGUAAUGUAUUUUUAAGUUGAUAAAUGAUUUAUAUGGGAAAUGUUGUACAUCAGCUUUAAAAGUGUUUGCUUCUUGUCUGAGGUAGUUUUGUGAUGUCAGCAUUGGGAUCUCUCACAGGGCAUUUCUUUUAUUAACUUCUGUCUUUUUCAGUGACUUUUUUUUUAUUAUGUAAAAGCAAAUAAAAAAAGUGGGUUUAAAAUGAUAAAUUGGAUAUAUCGCUGCAGAGAAACCCCCAAUAUUAUGCUAAUCUGAUGGAUUUUUCCCCUUUGAAUAAUCAGUAGAAAUCACCUAAAGAACACACAGGGAAAUUAAUUAUUUUUAGUUUUUUUUAAGACAAGUAAAACCAAAUCCCGAAUUGUUUCUGUGAAAAUGUAAAUACCCUCAGUGGAUGUUGAUUAUUUUCAGGAUUAUCCGAAAUUUUUGCUUCCCCAUGGUGGCUAGAUAAUGGGAGUAGCUGCUGACUGUGAAAUAUGUUGCACUACACUGAACUGGAGGACUACUGCUUUUGUGUCUCUGACACUGUUAUUUGUUUUCCUUUUUUCUGGUGGAUGGAAAUUUCUUCUGUAUAUUGUGGAACAAAGUAAUGAUUUUAACAAAGUUGUCUGACUUAAAUGUGCCUCUUGCGUUCAUGUAUUUGUUUUGUUGAACUAUCGCAGCAACACCUAACAUUAAAGACACAAAGGGGUACUCUAAGAUGGUGUAUAACUUUAUUGUAAAUGGCUUAUAGGAUCACCAUCAGCACAAACCAUGAACCAUUAAACUAACUUCCCUCUUAUAACCACAAGAGGUCAGGAUAGAGCAGCACAUGACAAAGUCUCAUAGACUCCAGUUCUUUUUAUAAGAGGUUAGUUGAAUCUGA
Molecule: messenger RNA, 3231 nt
Organism: Menidia menidia (Atlantic silverside)
Lineage: Eukaryota; Metazoa; Chordata; Actinopteri; Atheriniformes; Atherinopsidae
Source: the annotation of a GenBank genome assembly